ACUGUGUAUGUAUAUGAAAUGAAAGAAGUAAAAAAGUAAUUACUCACAUGUAUUUAUCCAAAGAAGACAGUGAUCGCCUACUUUUGUCAAAUAUUUAGAAACUUAGAAUUGUUUCUUUUAAAUGUCAAUAAAACAUAUGUUUCAGAGUCAUGAUUUUGUGAAAAAAAACUCACUUUGCGAAUAGUAUAGUGUAUGACAGAAUAAAUCAUCCCUCAAAUGGAGCGUGUUUUAAAAGCAGUGCCAGUGGAUUUAAGAGAAAAAAUGGAAGCGCUUGUUCAUGAUUUAACAUUGGCACUUGAGGAAAGCAGCAACAGUGCAAAUGUCAGACGCAGAUGGGGAAUUCGUAGACGAGCUCGUUCAACAGGAAAUAUUCCUUCAUUAAGUGCCAAUAAACAUUCAGAUGACAGUUCAUCGUCAAUUUGUGACAUAAGAAUAGUAUCGAAAACUGCUUCCUCAUCGAAAUAUCAAUCCGACAGUGAUGAUACAAAUCGCACAAAGAGAUUUGCUCGUUUUUCGAAUUUAAAUAAUGCCAGUAAUUUCGAGAGCGAUUCGGUUAAUGAAAAUUUUGUGCCAAGAGUCAAUACAAGACGUAAGAGGAAAUUUAAGAGAAUGGCCAUUGACUCAGAUUCAAAUCCAUCAACUUCACAGGCAGUCGCUAUUAUUUCAACUUCAGUUGGAAAAAAGAAAAGAAUUUUCAGAAACGAUUGCGAAAAUCGUUACGGAGCAAUUUGGUGUGGAAAGAGGAAAAGAUCAUGCCGAGAGCGAUCAAUAGAUUGUGAGAUGCGUUCUCCGAAACCGACUCGCGUUUCAAAGUCAAAAAAUAGAGGAAAAGUUCAAAGCGAGGAUGCAAUGGAUUGUUCACAAGUUUCAAGUUCAAGUAUUUCGUCCAGCGAUUCAGAAACGGGAAUCGUAACAAACGAUGAAGAUCGUGAAGGUGACGAUGAGCAAUCCGAUUGGAUCGGAGAAUCGAGCUGGUGGGACGACACCGACAGUAUAAUAAGCGAAGAUAAAGUCGCAGCUGAUUCGGCACUUCAAGCAAUUUUACACGGCAGCUCUGAGCAUCUCACUGACGAAGCGCGAAAAUGCUAUCGACAGAGAAUUCAAUGGAUUCGCGAUGGAAUAAAUGGACGUGAAAUACGCGCCGGUCGUCGACACGUUGACAAUAAACCUGGCUAUUCAAUAAUCACAUCGGCAAAUGAGAAAGUCUCACGUUUCCUGCAGGAUCCAAAUCAAAGUGAAUUAAAAUUACAUCCAAUGCAUCAGCCGGAACGUGAGAAAUUACGUCGUCUCGCAAAUCUUUACAGUCUAAGUCUCAAGGGCGAUUUAAGUUGUCCAAUUUUGUACAAAACACGUCAGACAACACAAGCAAUAUGCGUCGAUCAAGUGUCACUGAAUCGUUUUUCAGAUUAUAAACGCCUAAGAAAAACACCACCAAAUUCACCGAAUCCCGAUUCAGCAAUGCAAAAUCAAGAAAUACAAAUAUCAGGCACAAGUUUCAAUUCAUCAAUGAUAUCGCAAAUUGUUGGCUCAAUGCAAAAUUUAAGUAAACUCCCGCAAUUUGAAUGGAACACACAUAAUUCGGGAAUUGACAGUCAAACAAAAUUAAGAUUUCACAAUUUCGGACACUCGAAGUCUAAUUAAAGAGAAGAAAAAUAAACGGCACAGUUAUUUUCAACAUAGAGAAAAAGAAAUAUAUAAAGUUUAACUCGUAUUUUCUAAAAACGUAUAUUCUAUGUUUUCUAAAAGAAAUAUUUAACGAAAAAUAGUUUAAAAUAAUCGUACAAGAAAAAUAUUUUGAGAAUUAGUAAAAAAAAAAAAUGAAAUACAAUAGCUUCGUGUUAAAUAACAACGAAUGAUUUAUAUCUAAUUUAACGAA
This is a messenger RNA of Leptopilina heterotoma, 1876 nucleotides long. RefSeq names its product G patch domain-containing protein 2. Lineage: Eukaryota; Metazoa; Arthropoda; Insecta; Hymenoptera; Figitidae. The record is from RefSeq and is a predicted model, not a curated record. The coding region runs from base 217 to 1641 and encodes 474 amino acids. The transcript has 5 exons.